Molecule: messenger RNA, 6348 nt
Organism: Calypte anna (Anna's hummingbird)
Lineage: Eukaryota; Metazoa; Chordata; Aves; Apodiformes; Trochilidae
Gene: SOCS6
Product: suppressor of cytokine signaling 6
Exons: 2
Coding region: 295-1899 (534 amino acids)
Biological process (GO): phosphatidylinositol phosphate biosynthetic process; regulation of growth; intracellular signal transduction
Cellular component (GO): phosphatidylinositol 3-kinase complex
Molecular function (GO): 1-phosphatidylinositol-3-kinase regulator activity
Source: RefSeq, a predicted model, not a curated record
CCACCCCCGUGCGCCCCUCCGAGGACGGAGGGGUGGGGGCAGAGGAGGCGGAGGAAACGGCGGCGGCGCCAGGAACAGGGAGGCGGCGGCACGGCGAGGGAGGGAGCCGAAGCCGGGCCUCGCAAAAGCAAACAGCAGCGCCAGCAGCUCCUCCUCCUCCUCCCCUUCGGAAAUGGCUCUUGAAGUUAAAUGAGGCUGGAUAAAAUACAUAAAUGAAGCAGAAGCUGCUCAGCAUGUGUUAGGGCUAUAUCACCACAAGCACUGCUGAUCAGCCAGACUUGGUAACUUGUCAUAAUGAAGAAAAUUAGUCUCAAAACAAUUCGCAAGUCCUUCAACUUAAAUAAAAGUAAAGAUGAAAGUGACUUUGUAGUGGUUCAGCAGCCAUCGUUAAGUGAAUUUGGAAAAGACGACUCCUUGUUUGGCAGCUGCUAUGGUAAAGAUUUGGCUAGCUGUGAUGUCAAUAGUGAAGAUGAAAAAGGAGGCAAAAAUAGAUCAAAAAGUGAAAGUUUAAUGGGUACGUUAAAAAGGAGGCUUUCAGCAAAACAAAAACAGAAAGGCAAAGGCAGCACACCAUCUGUAAGCUCUGCAGACGAUGACACUUUUUCUUCCUCAUCUGCUCCAAUAACCUUCAAAGAUGUGCGAGCUCAAAGACCCCUGAGAUCCACUUCCCUCCGUAACCACCAUUACAGUCCAACUCCGUGGCCCCUCCGACCCACAAAUUCGGAAGAGACUUGCAUCAAAAUGGAAGUGAAAGUCAAGGCCUUGGUCCAUUCCUCUAAUCCAAGCCCAGCACUGAAUGGCGUUCGAAAGGACUUCCAUGACUUGCAGUCAGACAACGUGUUCCAGGAACAAAACAAUACACUAAAAAACACAGAGUCUCAGAAUGGGGACUUGCAUCUUCAUAUUGAUGAACAUGUGCCUGUAGUUAUUGGAUUAAUGCCUCAGGACUACAUUCAGUAUACUGUGCCUUUAGAUGAGGGAAUGUAUCCUUUGGAAGGAUCGCGAAGUUACUGUCUGGAUAGUUCCUCCCCGAUGGAAGUUUCCACUGUUUCUUCUCAAAUGGGGGGAAAUGCUUUCCACGAAGAAGAGAACCAAGUGGAUCAGGAUGUAGUUGUUGCACCAGAUAUCUUUGUGGACCAGACAGUGAAUGGUUUGUUGAUUGGUACCACAGGAGUCAUGUUGCAAAGCCCAAGAGGUAAUCACAGUGAUAUCCCUCCACUCUCACCUUUGCUACCUCCAAUGCAGAAUAAUCAAAUCCAAAGGAACUUCAACGGAUUGAAUGGCACAGACGCCCACGUGGCUGAAAGUAUGCGCUGCCAUUUGAAUUUCGAUCCUAACACCGCCCCUGGAGUCGGGAGAGUUUAUGACUCUGUACAGAACAGCGGUCCGAUGGUUGUGACAAGUCUCACAGAAGAACUGAAAAAACUGGCAAAACAAGGAUGGUACUGGGGCCCCAUCACACGUUGGGAGGCAGAGGGAAAAUUAGCUAAUGUGCCUGACGGCUCUUUCCUCGUUCGAGAUAGCUCUGAUGAUCGUUACCUUUUAAGUUUGAGUUUUCGUUCCCACGGAAAAACUCUUCACACUAGAAUCGAACACUCAAAUGGUAGGUUUAGCUUUUACGAACAACCGGAUGUGGAGGGACAUACGUCUAUAGUGGACUUAAUUGAACACUCAAUCAGGGACUCUGAAAAUGGAGCUUUCUGCUACUCGAGAUCGCGACUCCCUGGAUCUGCAACUUACCCGGUGAGGCUGACGAACCCGGUGUCGCGGUUCAUGCAGGUGCGUUCCUUACAGUACCUGUGUCGUUUUGUUAUACGUCAGUACACCAGGAUAGACCUGAUUCAGAAACUGCCUUUGCCAAACAAAAUGAAGGAUUAUUUACAGGAAAAGCACUACUGAAAGCUUAUGGGAAUCUUGCAUCUUGCACUUUGGGAACGACAACAACAAAAAGAGAUUGAAUUACAGUUUACAGACUUUCAUUAUUAUCAAAAUCUUUUGCUGCCAUAAAAAUAUUUCUUGUUUGUGUGUAAAAGAAAAGUAAUGCAUUUGGAUUUAUGUUUGGUUUUGGGGUUGUGUAUUUUGGGGGCUUUUUUUUUUCCUUUUUUUUUUCCUUUUCUUUUUUUUUUACUUUUGAAAGAAUGAUCUCAAGUUUAUUUUUAGAAGUGUGAAAUAGGUAUUUUUCAUCAAUGUGCAGAUUAAUCACAAUGUGAAUGAUCAAAUUCUCCUUAAUUUCCCCCCAAGUCCUUUGCUGCUAUCCACUGUGAUUUUUAUGCAUUGAAAGCACAUUUCAUGUGUAUUCAACCAUAAGUAAAAGUCAAAUAAAACUUGUUGAAUGGAAUUUUUUUUUCCUUUAAAAUAGUGCGUUUGAAAAAAUGAUCGUGGAUGAAAAAAAACCAUGUUGGUAUUCUAAAUUACAGAAUUUACACUUAUGUUAAAAAACCAAUUUCCUAGUAUUCUAAUUAUAAAUUUCUAUAGAUAUACCCUAAUGUAGAACUUACAAACAGCUGUGUCGUAAAAACAUGGUUAUGCAGCAUAUCAUUGGGAAAAAACCCCACUUUUCUCCUAAGCCUUUUGUUAUCUGUACACUCUUUUGUAUUUGGGAAGGUUGAUUCACCCUUCUUGCUGUUUCAGUAUUUUUUUCUUUCUAAAAAUGGCCUUUAAAAAAAAAAUCUAUGAAAGUCAAUGUUGUAGUACCUACAAGAAAAUUACAGUAUUGAGGUCUUGUCAAAUACUACCUUUCCAAAUCAUGCCAUCAUUUAAAUAAAUGAACACCUACCAGAUCCCCUUUCUGUCCUUUUCCCUCCUACCUCGUCUUGGGGGUCUUGGUGGGAAUUUCCUGGGUUUGUAGGAUACUCUAGGAAUUGUUAUUAUGGGAACAUAAAUUGAUAAGCCAUUUUAGGGAUGGGGUAAAACUUCUACUAGGAUGAUAUCUACAAUAUGUAUUCAAGCUACUUGAAGUGUGAUAGUUUUCUGCAUUUUUUUUCCACUCCAGAAAUGCAGCAAUUGCGAUUGUCCUUUGGAUUGUUUUCCCCUUAUUUUGGAUAUCUGUUGGGGAGGAAGGAACAGGACUGAUAAUAUUUUGAAUGGAAGAUGCUUGAAAUGCAUCCAUAAAGACCUAUUCUCAUAGCUUUUUAAAUUAUGGGGAAAAGGGGUUUGGAUAUGCACUGACCAUAGAAAAUAUUUCAGUUUACUGUCACUAAAUAUGUUUUGACAUGGAAAUACUGAAUCAGUUAAGUAAAUGUUUAUGAUAUCUGUCAAAGAUUCUGGUAUUUGAAGAGCUUACACUUAUUCUAGCCUUCUAUAGGGAAAAAAAGACUUGCAGUGGGGGAGUACAGGCUCUACGUUGGAAUAUUUUUCUCAUGCAAGGUUAAUCCACGGCAUUUCCCUGUUUUCUUUCAGGUUCCCCCCUUCCCCAUAAUUCUCUUAAUGAGUUAUUUCUUAAAGGAGUCAUGGCUCCUCCCUUGGGAGGGAAUUUGCUUUGCCUGCCUCUGCCCACCUGUUUUGUAUUUUAGAAUGUCAUCUUCCCCACCUCUGGUAGGAGAUGCCAAUCUGCAAGCAUCAGGUUAGAACAGGCUGUUCAUCUUUGAUACAGCUUUCUUGUUUAGGUCAUUUUCUUCGCCUUGUUUUAAUCUAGCCUUUUUGUCCCCUGAAAUGAGUCUUUAGUAAUGAACACAGUAUUGCUGCAAGGUGGUGCAAGAGCACUACAUCUUGGGUUGCCUGAAUUGAUAGACAAAAUUUAUAUUUUUUUAAUUUAUUUUUUGACCAUAAUGUUUAACUAGAAAAUUAAAAAAAGAAAAAGGUAGAUGAAGGCUGCCUUUACUUCUAGGGACUGAGAAUAAGGAUUUGUUCUCUAGUCUGGUAAAGUUUUAAACUUAAACCAAUCUAGAGCAGUCUAUAUGCAUAAUUUUUUGGCUCUGCCAUUGAGAUGUAUGUAUGAAAGUGUGAAUUCUGUUUUCUUUUUUUUCCUCUACUGACUUCCCAACCCCCGAGGUCCUACCCCCAAUCAGGAAUCAGAGUCACUAAUUUUAUUCAAAAGGCACAAUAACCUAUUGUAUGGUACAGUGAUCUGAUCCUGGCUGUGGGGAGGAAGAAUAAAAUAAUGUUUAUGAAUUUCAGGCGCAUACUUCUGGAAUAAAACCUCUGGCAUUUUCUUCACUUUAAAAAUUCUUUCCCCAUACAAGCUAGAGGGCCUAUGCAUUCUACAGAAUCUUUGAAAGAUUAUAGUAUAUUAAAUAUUUUCUUCACCAUUUAAUACCACUAUUGAAUGCAUUAAACAUAUGUUUAUACUACACCAUGUGCAUUAAUCUAGCAGUCAUUGCAUUGAAAAAAAAUAUUUGAAGCUGUACUAUCCUGGUUGUAUUGCUGAACUGAAAAACAUACCUGAACACAAAUGCUAAAUUUCUUGCCCAUGCCUUUACAAAUUUCAGUCUGCUGACUCAUACAUGAUGUUUUUUGGUUUGGGGUUCUUUUUUUUUGGUUGCUUUUUUGGGGGGGGAGGAGGGUUGUUGGUGUUUGGUUUUGGUUUGGUUUUUUUUGGUUUGUUUUUGUUUUGUUUUUUUUUUGUUUUUAAAAAACCCUUUUGGUUCAGCUGUUCAGCUAUCCAGCUUUUUAAUUGCCUUCCCUGCUGCGUUCUUUGUCUCUGAAAUUAAUCAGGUCAAAUUUACUUCGUCAUUUUUCCUCCCCCAUAAAGCUUCCACAAAAGGAAAAAAAGUGUGUAAAGUGGUUGAGGCCCAGGAUAUGAGAACCAUAUAGCACUUUGUUUCUAAAUUAAAAAGAAUGGUGAUAUUUCUACUAAGUUCAAAAUACUUUAUAUCAGUAGUAAGUAGAAACAUACUCAUUUUUACAGGUUUCAUUAAUCAGAACCUCACUGCGCUUUUUCAUAUUUCAGUAACUGGCCAGCCAGAUCGAGCCCAGUAAAAUGAAUCUGAAAACAUUAAAAAUACUUACAAUUUCUUAUAAUAAGGAUUAAUAUUAAAGAAACACAAUAAGAUUUAGUUGUGAGACAGUUUAGAAGUACUCGGAGUAACCACAAAAAUUGUGUUGACUUCUGCUUCUUAAAAAUUAGGGGAGCAAAGUGUCCUUGACAAAUAAAAGGAAAAAUAUUCAGGAUAUUUUGGGGACCUUCAGAAGUAGAUACACUAGGAAUAAAAUCUAACUAUGAUCCUUAUAGAGUAGAAAUAUGACUAUUUAUUCAGCACAACAACUUAGGGGUGGUUAAAAGGAAUGGUUUUUAUGCUAUUGAAUUGUGGAGAAAUGUUUUUGAAAACAAACCUUUGAAAUAGAACUUUCUGAGCAUCUGAAAUUGAUGACAAUAUUGAUAACAUUCUCUGUUUUACCAAUUAGAAGAGUAAAACACCUUGCAUUUGGAAAUAGAAAAAUAAAUUUGCACAAUUUCUUCUGUGUCAUGGUUUGUUGGUUUGUUUUGGGGGUUUUUUGGUUGUUUGUUUUUGUUUUUUUUUUUUUUAAAAGCCAGUGUUAUAAACAACUGAAAGUGAUUUGUAUUCUUUGAUCUAUUUAAAGGAUAUAGCACUUACCCUGUUGUUGACAUAGUGAAUGCCAUCUUUUUAUCAAAAUGUUUCUCUACUAGAAGGAUCAGAAAUGCAAUUUUUUAAUUAAAACUCUGUUCUCAGAUGAGCUGACUUCACAUUUUGUUAAAGCCAGUUUGUUUGUUUUUUUUUUUCCUGUGAAUAUUCAGUGCUGGGCUAAGAGAAGUCUGUGCAGGUUUUGUUUUGGUGUAUUUCAUCAGUGUGAAUACUGGAAUUAGGAACUGAAAAGCAUCAUACCAGCAAUGUAUGGGCUAUGACUCCCAUGAGAGGUAUUUCUCUGUCAUGGAACUUUCAGAUUCAGAGCUAAACUGAAUAAAUUAAUGAUUGCCAAUUUAAUUUCUUAAAAUCUUUUUAUGACUGCAAAGAAUAAAAAUUGCAAGCACUCUUUCUACAUAAAAAAUGGGCUAGAUUCAUAAUAGUAGUUCAUAAUGGGUAGUUCAUAAUAUCAGAAACAUGAGUUAUCUGGAAGGUGUUGUAAAUUCUACACAGAUAAUGAAAAAUUCUUAAAGAAUUUUAUAUGAAUACCUGUUGGGCUGAAGAACUUUUAUAGUGAUGAUGGAGUGCCAUGAAGUUAAUACUUACAAUCCAGAUUGCUGUAGUUUACACUUUUCUCUGUUUCAGACCUGGUGUGCACUAUUUGUACUAAGCACACCACAGAGUGAAUUAUCCAAAGUCCAUUGAUUUUAAUGUGUUUUGGUUUGUAAACAAAAUUAUAGUAAUUUCUUGCACAUUUUUGAAAAUAAUUGUAUAAGGAUUUAUGUAUCUGCUUCUGGAUACAGUGUGUAAAUAAAAAUUUCAUUCA